AUGUGCGAAAAUAUAGAAAAUUUGAAAAACAUGGAAUACCUCAACGGAAAUAACCCAAUGCUGCCCAACUUUAACGAUUUUGGAGACUUAAACCAGAACUAUCAAGAAGAGAAGAUAGCAGAUUACUUCAAAGGUUCCGUGAUACUAGUGACAGGUGGAACCGGUUUCGUUGGGAAGGCCCUACUGGAAAAACUUCUCAGGAGUUGUCCAGGAAUUGAUACCAUUUAUAUCUUGAUGCGUCCUAAACGAGGGCUCACUGUGGAACAAAGGUAUAAGGAACUAUUGAAGAAUCAGGUAUUCGAUCGUAUACGAUCUAGAUGGCCAGAGCGUUUGAGUAAAUUGUAUCCUAUCACCGGAGAUGUUUCUGCCCCAAAUCUUGGAGUCAGCGUUGAUCAGCAAUUGCUCUUAAAGAGAUGUCAUAUAGUGUUCCACUCAGCUGCCACUGUGAAGUUCACCGAGCCUUUGCACGCUGCUUCAACUUUAAAUGUCCAGGGUACAGCUACAUUGCUAAAAUUAGCAGGAGAUAUGCCACUUUUGCAGGCCCUGGUCCAUGUCUCGACAGCAUACAGUAAUGCACCCAAAAGCUAUAUAGAGGAACGAGUCUAUCCUCCACCCUAUGACCCAGAGAGUAUUGUGAGGUGCACUAAAAUGCUACCAGCUGAAACCGUUGACAUCAUUGCUGAGUCUUUACAGGGAGAACACCCGAAUCCGUACACGUUGACGAAGGCGUUAGCAGAAUCCAUUGUAUACAGUCAUACUGAACUACCUGUUUGCAUUGUGAGACCCUCUAUUGUGACAGCUGCUUUCCAAGAACCCUUCCCAGGAUGGAUCGACAACAUUUACGGCGUAACAGGUAUUAUUAUGGAGAUAUCCCGUGGGACCUACCGCUCAGGAUACUGCCGGGAACGAUACGUAGUGGACUUAGUACCAGUUGACAUGGUAGUGAAUAGUUGUAUACUGGCUGCAUGGAGACAGGGUUCCAAAAAGCCCGGUCGGUGUCCCGUGUAUAAUGUCACAUCUGGAUCCAUCAAUCCAUUACAGUGGGGUCAUUUCACACAACUUUGCCUUAAAUGGGCGAGAGAAAACCCAACAAAAUACGUAAUGUGGUAUCCCAAUUUUGCCUUUACGGAGUCCCGAUUCAUUAAUACUUUUUGGGAAAUUACUUGCCAUUUUCUCCCCGCCUUCCUCUACGAUUUAUUACUUAGAGCUCAAGGAAGGAAAGCAAUUAUGAUGAAACUGGCACGACGGUUUAAAAUGGCUGCGGCUACAGGAGAAUACUUUGCCAAUCACGAAUGGCAAUUUAGUGUAUCGGAAUUGACAGCUUUACAUAAUGAAGCCAGUAUUGCCAGUGACUCCAACACAUUCGCCCAUUGGCCUGGAGAAUUUAAUUGGGACUCAUAUAUUGGAUCGUAUAUGCUUGGUAUCAGACGAUUCAUUUUAAAGGAUAGUACAGAAUCUCUACCCCAAGCUAGGAAUAAAUUGAAAAGAUUAUAUUGGGUGCACAAACUUUUCCAAAUGGCCACUGGGUAUUAUAUAUUUAGAUUCCUGGCAGGGCGUUUACGA
This is a messenger RNA of Brenthis ino (lesser marbled fritillary), 1563 nucleotides long. The record is from the annotation of a GenBank genome assembly. NCBI's taxonomy places the organism in Eukaryota, Metazoa, Arthropoda, Insecta, Lepidoptera, Nymphalidae.